This is a messenger RNA of Hepatospora eriocheir, 396 nucleotides long. Lineage: Eukaryota; Fungi; Microsporidia; Hepatosporidae. The record is from the annotation of a GenBank genome assembly.
AUGAAACAAAGUUGUAUAUUCUGUGACAUACUAAAAGAUAAUAAGAAUAUUAUCUAUCAAACUGAUAAAGUAUUUGUUUUAUUUGAUAGAUAUCCAAGAAGUAACAGUCACUUUCUUAUUAUUCCUAAAGAACAUUCACCUCAUUUAACAAUAGUAAAAGAUAAUGAUUUGAGUGAGACAAUACUUUUAGCAAAGCGGAUAGCCCAGUUCUUAGGAAUGAACAGUUAUAAUAUUUGUCAAAACAAUGUUUUUGGUCAAAUAAUCAAUCAUUUUCAUUUACAUCUAAUCGAGGCCAAUGAAAGUGGAAAUGUUUUAUCCGAAGAAAAAGAUUUAGAUCAAAAUGAGUAUGAAAAAAUAGUGAAAGAAAAAACAUUAUUAUUCAGAGAUCUUUAUUAA